Messenger RNA from Closterium sp. NIES-65, 645 nucleotides. NCBI's taxonomy places the organism in Eukaryota, Viridiplantae, Streptophyta, Zygnematophyceae, Desmidiales, Closteriaceae. The record is from the annotation of a GenBank genome assembly.
AUGUGGAUUUUCCGGGUGAAGCGGUCGCCGGGUUCUCCGCGUGUCUUCAAGGCGCGUUACGUGGCUCGUGGCUUCAGUCAGCGGCAGGGAGUUGACUACUUUCAGACCUUCUCUCCCACCCCGAAGAUGACCACUCUUCGGGUACUGCUGCACAUAGCUGCUCACCGUGACUACGACCUUCACUCUCUUGACUUCAGCACUACUUUCCUGCAGGGCAGCCUGCACGAGGAGAUCUGGCUGCGCCGCCCACCUGGCAUCACUGGGUCUUUUCCUCCUGGCACCCAGUGGAGCCUCCGGCGGCCAGUCUACGGUCUCCGCCAAGCACCGCGUGAGUGGCACGACACACUGAGGACUACACUUGCAGCUCUUGGGUUUGCUCCCUCUACUGCCGGCUCGUCGCUGUUUCUGCGCACCGACACUUCUUUGCCGCCGUUCUACAUCCUCGUGUACGUCAACGACUUGGUCUUUGCCACUGCUGACACUGCUGGACUCGCCCACGUGAAGUCCGAGCUGCAGAAGAGACACACGUGCACAGACCUGGGUGAACUGCGCAGCUACCUUGGCUUGCAGAUCACCCGGGACAGAGCACGCCGCACCAUUACCCUGACUCAGUCACAUAUGCUCUGCCUUCGGAUGAGUCCGUAG